This is a messenger RNA of Coccinella septempunctata (seven-spotted ladybird), 1855 nucleotides long. RefSeq names its product peroxisomal membrane protein PMP34 (gene PMP34). Lineage: Eukaryota; Metazoa; Arthropoda; Insecta; Coleoptera; Coccinellidae. Gene Ontology annotation, cellular component: peroxisomal membrane. Gene Ontology annotation, molecular function: ATP transmembrane transporter activity; FAD transmembrane transporter activity; NAD transmembrane transporter activity. The transcript has 5 exons. The record is from RefSeq and is a predicted model, not a curated record. Bases 266 to 1144 code for a protein of 292 amino acids.
GCGCUGUGACAUGACAUCUUGACCUAACCUAAAUCCUCGCCGACUCGGAAAACUCCUUGUUUUUACGUUUUUCUAAUCAAUUUAAAAUUAGUGCGCUUCGUAAAUUUUUAAUUAUUUUCAUCGUUAAACUAUUGAGUAUAAAUUGAAUCAAGAUAAUUGAAGAAAAUUUUAUUACGACCAAUAAAAUACAUACGUGGUCAGUUUUUUUUGCAGUUUUCGUUUUGCAGUCUUAAUAAUCAAAGAGGAACUAAUAUUUUUAAUAAUAAUGUCGCUCUCAAAAUCUAGUAUUUUCACGUACGAAAAUUUAGUUCAUGCUAUUGCAGGAGCCGCGGGUGGUAUAUUUUCUAUGGUAUGCUUCUAUCCACUGGAAACUAUUAAAUUCAGAAUGCAGCUGGAAGAUGUUGCAUUGAAAGAUAAAACCACUCAGGAAGCUAUCAUUCAUAUAUUGAAAAAUGAAGGAGUUGAAGCUCUAUAUCGAGGUUGCCAGCCAUGUCUUAAUUCCAUAGCAGUUUCGAGUUUUGUAUUUUUCUAUUCAUUCCAUAGUUUAAAGUCCCUUAAAUUUGGGGAAUUGAAUAAUACAGCCCAGUUAGAUAUGUUGUUGAGCUGUUUAGCUGGUUUUGUGAAUAUUUGUACAACAACACCUUUAUGGGUUGUUAACAAUAGAUUGAAGUUGCAGAAACAGCUCUAUUACACAGGACUUCUAGAUGGAAUGUUUCAUAUAGCCAAAAAUGAGGGGAUCGGUGCAUUAUGGUCUAGUUUCAUACCAUCUCUUAUUUUACUUGUCAAUCCUGUGAUACAUUUUACUGUUUAUGAGUCUCUUAAGAGACAUGUGAGAACAGACUCUGCAUGGGCUUUCUUCCUCAUGGGAGCAGUGUCCAAGACAAUUGCUACUCUUGUGACUUACCCUCUUCAAGUUGUUCAAACUAAACAAAGAGCUGAGAGAAAUUUGGGUCCUGGAACAUUAGCUAUUCUUUUGUCUAUGAUUAAAAAGGAUGGUCCUAAAUCUCUUUACAGAGGCAUGGAAUCUAAAUUACUCCAAACUGUUCUUAUGGCAGCGUUAACAUUCAUGACAUAUGAGAAAAUUGUAAGAUUAAUUUUCACAAUUGUAAUGGCUAGUUCUAAGUACAAAAAGCAGAAGAGUUGAGCUCUUAUUUUAUUAGAUUUUGUAUUUUUGGUUUUGGUGAUUAUGGAAAAGGUCUUGGAUGUAAAGGAUCAAGUAUUUAGUUUGUAGCUCAAUUGUUAGAAUCAAUAACAGAGGCUUGUUCACUCAUAACUGGUGAGGCAGUCCCUCAAAAAAUAUUGUGUCACAAAUAUUUUCUUUGUAAUUAAUACACUUUCUCAAAUAUCGAUUUGACAACUUACAGGUAGUUGUUUAAAAAAUAAUCCACAGUUACAAAAGCUCAAAAUUUAUCAGGGGAGUCUGUGAGAUAGUCACUCCCUAUAUAACAAAAAUUGUACCUUGCCAGUUAUGAGUUAGGAUAAUGUAUUUCAUUUGUUCACCACAAAAAUUGCCAAUGAAUGACAAAUGAUGAUGAUGAUUUUGAUAAUGUAGGAAGUAGAUACAAUUUUUCCCUUUGAAUUCAAAUCUGCUGCUAUUGAAAAUCAUGUGUAUCUGGUGAUAUUAGAAAUAAGCAACUAGGGUAAUUCAUUUUCCAAUGUUGAAGAGAUCUUGUGAUUCUCAUAGUGCCGAAUCUCGUGAAGCCUUGUGAUUCUAGUUUGAUCUAAAUUUCUAACCCAAUAGUAGGGUUUUGAGCACCAUUUGGAUUUCAUUUUUGUGUAAAAUGGAUUCAUAUAUUAUUUAUUAUUUUAUUGCAAUACUUGUUAAUUGUUUGUCAAAAUAAAAAAUUUUUACUGA